This is a messenger RNA of Paramecium octaurelia, 273 nucleotides long. The record is from the annotation of a GenBank genome assembly. NCBI's taxonomy places the organism in Eukaryota, Ciliophora, Oligohymenophorea, Peniculida, Parameciidae.
AUGGGGCACUAAAUAGAAUAAGUGAAAUAUAUGCCCAUACUAGCUCAAGCUAAUAUGAAUAUCCAUUUUCUUUAAAGUCACUUAUUGAAAUUUUAGGAUUGCAAAACUAAUAGAACAGUUGUUAUUUUACGUUAAUUCUAUUUAAGAGACUGCCAUUCAAAUGCAGUUGGCUUUUCUGGAGAAGAAUUGGAUAAUAAGGAAAAUGACAUUGAGACUGUGAUAGGAGUAGUAAUAGAUAUAGUUAAUACAUAUUUGAAUAAACAACAAACUUGA